GGUGGUAUUUUUAUUUGUGGCCAAAGGGGCGAGGAAAAGGAGGAGAGAAAAAGAAAUAGAAAAAGCUGCAGUGUGGAAGAGGAGGAAGAGGGAGAAGGAAAAGGAUGACAAGGAAGUGAAAGAAAACACACAACAACCCUUCGCAUAUUGCCUCCACCUCCACUGUUCCAAAUCCAAAAGCACAAAAGAGUGGUAGUAGAGAGAGAGAGAGAGAGGGAGAGAGAGUGAGAGAGAAGAUAUAUACAAGGCGAGCUAGAUAGAAGAAACAAAUUAAGCAAGUGAUUUUUGAAUUGAUCGAAAGCUCUUUUACUAGCAUCUUAUUGUAUCGGGAUCUUCUCCUCCCUUUCUCUCUCGUUCUUUCCCUAAACUGGAUGCAUAGAUAGAACAAAAGAAGGGGGAUCGAAGAAACCAAAAGAAGAGGUUGAGGGAGAUCACGGAAGAAGAAACAAGGAGAAGAGCACCAUCGAGAGGAAGAAAACGGCGAAGUGUAAUUGUGCUGUUGCUAUUAAUUAGUUGAGAGAGAGAGAGAGAGAGAGAGGGAGAGAGAUGGAUUCUUCGACGGCGUCGGCACCCUUCUUCGGAAUCAGAGAUGAAGAGCCUCAUAACCAGCAAUCGUUGACCCCAUCCUCUUCUACAGCGGCGGCGGCAGUGGCAGCGGCGUCGCUCCCGGAAAGUGCAGCUCCUGUGAAGAAGAGGAGGAAUCUCCCGGGAAAUCCAAGUAUAUAUCCGGAUGCCGAAGUGAUCGCGCUGUCGCCGAAAACCCUAAUGGCGACGAACCGGUUCGUGUGCGAGGUGUGCAACAAGGGCUUUCAGCGCGAGCAAAACCUGCAGCUGCACCGGCGCGGCCACAACCUGCCGUGGAAGCUGCGGCAGAAGAGCGACAAGGACAAGGCGCGGCGGCGAGUGUACCUCUGCCCAGAGCCUACUUGCGUCCACCACGACCCCUCCCGCGCCCUCGGCGACCUCACCGGCAUCAAGAAGCACUUCUCCCGGAAGCACGGUGAGAAGAAGUGGAAGUGCGAUAAGUGCUCCAAGCGCUACGCCGUCCACUCCGACCUCAAGGCCCACUCCAAGACCUGCGGCACCCGCGAGUACCGCUGCGACUGCGGCACCCUCUUCUCCAGGCGAGAUAGCUUCAUCACUCACCGCGCCUUCUGCGACGCGCUCGCGCAAGAGAGCGCGAGGCUUCCGUACGGCCUCAACACCGCCGUGGGGAGCCACCUCUACGGCAACAGCACCAUGGCGCUGAGCUUAUCCCAAGUGAACUCUCAAAUCACACCAUCAUUGCUCGGUGGCGGCGGCGGCGGCGGCAGUGGCAGUGGCGGUGCCGCCUCUCAAUUUGACCAUCUCCUCCCUCCGGCGAACGCUUCGGGCUUCCGGCCGCCUCACCACUCCUUGCUCCAGACAAAACCCUUUCACGGCUUAAUGCAGCUGCCCGACAUCCAAAGCGACGCCACCGCCAACGCCGCCAACGCCGGUCCCACAGCCGCCAAUCUCUUUAACCUCAGCUUCUUCUCCAACGGCAGCAGCGGGAACGCCAUGAACAACAACAACAACAACAACAACAACAACAACGGCGGCGGCGGUAACCAUAGCGGCCAUUUGAUGAUACAUGAACAAUUUAAUAACGGAAACGGGAACGGCACAGAGCAAGCGGCCUCGCUCUUCGCCGGGAACAUGAUGAGCCAUCUUUUUAACGAGUCGAACCACAGCGACGCGGCGUCGAUCCUUCCGCAGAUGUCGGCGACGGCUCUGCUCCAAAAGGCGGCUCAAAUGGGUGCAACUACAACUUCGAACGCGCCGGCCACUUUGUUCAGAGGCUUGAGAUCCCCCAUGGAUCAUCAUCAUCAUCAUCAUCAUCAUCAGAACGAGUCGACGCAUCUCCAAGACCUAAUGAACUCGCUGGUCAACGGCGGCGGCGGUGGCAACAGCGGCCUUUUCACCACCAAUCAUCAUGAGCAACAAGAGCACGUCGCAUUCGCGGGGUUCAACCACCCGGGAAUGUGUAACUUGGACGAGGUUAAGUAUCACAGCAGCAGCAACAACAACAACAACAACAACAACAACAGCAACAGCAACAUGUCAUCGACGGUGAAUAACAUCGUCAGUUCCGAUCGGUUGACGAGGGACUUUCUCGGCGUCGGCGGGAUGAUGAGGGGGAUGGGAGGGGCCGAGAUGAGCUCGUUGGAUCCCGACAUGAAGUCGGCGUCGUCGUUUAGCGGAUCCUUCUCGGGUAGGAGCCUUCAAUGAGGAAUAUUUCUAUAUAUAUAUACACAUAGGAGGGAUAUAAGAUAGAGGUAAGAAGAGGAGGAGAAAGAGUAGAGGAGGCUGAGUAGGUAAGUAACUCAACUUGGUUAAAACUAGCUAUAGUUGAGGAAGAAGUUUCAUAGUUGCUACAUAUAUAAUGUUGUUUGUUUUAUUAGUAUAGUAGGACAACAAUAACUCAUGUGUAGUGUAGAGAGUUGUCUUUCAUCAUCUAUUUUACUUAAUUUCUAGCUUAGCUCGUUGCCACCAUUAGCUGGGAAUUAUUGCUAACUAACCCUCCUCUCUCUCUCAAAAAACGAGAACAAGGAUGUCUCUUCUAUUUUGUAUAAGAUCCCUUGUGUGCAUGGGACAAUGCUCCAACAUCUUGGAGAUUAAAAAAAAGAGAGAAAAGAAAAAGUUGUGACUAGCUACGUAUCCUAGGCACUUGUCUC
Ananas comosus (pineapple) is the source of this 2696-nucleotide messenger RNA. RefSeq names its product protein indeterminate-domain 9-like. The coding region runs from base 547 to 2250 and encodes 567 amino acids. NCBI's taxonomy places the organism in Eukaryota, Viridiplantae, Streptophyta, Magnoliopsida, Poales, Bromeliaceae. The record is from RefSeq and is a predicted model, not a curated record. Gene Ontology annotation, cellular component: nucleus. Gene Ontology annotation, molecular function: DNA-binding transcription factor activity. The transcript is spliced from 5 exons.